Oncorhynchus keta (chum salmon) is the source of this 1871-nucleotide messenger RNA. Its product is annotated as neurogenic differentiation factor 6-B-like. The record is from RefSeq and is a predicted model, not a curated record. Lineage: Eukaryota; Metazoa; Chordata; Actinopteri; Salmoniformes; Salmonidae. Gene Ontology annotation, molecular function: protein dimerization activity. Bases 171 to 1340 code for a protein of 389 amino acids. The transcript is spliced from 2 exons.
GAAGGAGAGAGAGAAAGACACCAGUAAAGGAAUGAUUCUGUCAUUUUGUUUGCAAGAGAAGAGAGAGGAGAGAAGAGAGGAGAGAAGAGAGGAGAGAAGGUGGCACAGAACAGAGAGAAGGGAGAUACUAGAGAACAUGCACACCGCCCGUUGACAUACAUUCAGGAAUCAUGUUGACUCUACCGUAUGAAGAACCAGAUAUGACGUAUGAGCCCCGGUUUGGAGCCAACUACCCCCGUGGGGGCUUACCGGAUCUGGAGCCAAACCCAAUACACAGCCUGAACGUCACGUCGGACCCGGAGAGAGAGGGCGAAGAAGAGCCAGACCCGAUACACAGCCUGGACAUCACGUCGGACCCGGAGGAGGGUGACAUCUCAGAAAGAGAGGACGAGGAAGAGGAGAGAGAGGACGACAUCCAGCAGGAUGAAAACGGCCACCCCAGAAAGAGAGGACCACGGAGAAAGAAGUUGACUAAAGGUAGACAGGAGAGGGUCACGGUGCGCCGUCAUGAGGCAAACGCCCGUGAGCGCAGCAGGAUGCACGGUCUGAACGACGCGUUAGAGAGCCUCCGAAAGGUGGUGCCCUGCUACUCCAAGACCCAGAAGCUCUCCAAGAUAGAGACUCUGCGCCUGGCUAAGAACUACAUCUGGGCCCUGUCAGAGACGCUGUCUGCGGGCAAGAAGCCGGACCUGCUGGGGUUCGUUCAAACUCUGUGUAAGGGCCUGUCCCAGCCCACGACCAACCUGGUGGCUGGCUGUCUGCAGCUGAAAGCCAGGUCCUUCCUCACGGACCACAACGGAGAGGUGACGUACCCCGGUAGUACGGCCCACUACGACAACAUGUACCCGUACCCCGGGGCAGAUCUGGGCACGGCCCCUGGACAAGCCUGCAGCACCCUGGGCAGCGCCAAGUCGUCCUACCACAGCCGGCACUACAGCUACGGUGGCCAGUACGAGCCGUACUACGACCACACGCCUCCUGAGGAAGGAAGGGAGGGACACCUAGGCGGACAGAUCAGCCCUCCUCUGAACUUUAACGGCAUAUUCUCUCUGAAACACGACGAACCGGAGGAGUACGGGAAGAGCGGCCACUAUGGGAUGAGAUACAGUUCUGUGCCCGGUCACGGCUCCCUCAGCUCGGCAUCCAUGUACCGGGUCUCGCCAGAGGGCCGGUUACACUAUGAAUUACACCUUCGGUCCGCAGGGCAGACCCACAAGGCUGAGACUCAGAGCCAGCAGGCAGAGCUGCCAGGCUGGGACUCAGAGCCAGUAGGCAGAGCUACCAGGCUGGGAAUCAGAGCCAAUAGGCAGAGCUACCAGGCUGGGACUCAGAGCCAGUAGGCAGAGCUACCAGGCUGGGACUCAGAGCCAGUAGGCAGAGCUACCAGGCUGGGACUCAGAGCCAGCAGGCAGAGCUACCAGGCUGGGACUCAGAGCCAGCAGGCAGAGCUACCAGGCUGGGACUCAGAGCCGGCAGGCAGAGCUACCAGGCUGGGACUCAGAGCCAGUAGGCAGAGCUACCAGGCUGGGACUCAGAGCCAGCAGGCAGAGCUACCAGGCUGGGACUCAGAGCCAGCAGGCAGAGCUACCAGGCUGGGACUCAGAGCCGGCAGGCAGAGCUACCAGGCUGGGACUCAGAGCCAGUAGGCAGAGCUACCAGGCUGGGACUCAGAGCCAGCAGGCAGAGCUACCAGGCUGGGACUCAGAGCCGGCAGGCAGAGCUACCAGGCUGGGACUCAGAGCCAGUAGGCAGAGCUACCAGGCUGGGACUCAGAGCCAGCAGGCAGAGCUACCAGGCUGGGACUCAGAGCCGGCAGGCAGAGGCAUAAUUAAUAGAACACUUAAAAGGUUAUACUUCCCCUGUUACUAUUC